AAAAGGAGGGAGAGAGAGUGCACUAGGGCAAAGCAAUCAGAAGAGCUCAAGACGUUUGGCGCUUGUAAUAGGACAGUGUCCUCGCCCAUAUCGACCCGAAGGAGAAUUUUCAGCCCCAAUCGAUCCCCAGAAAUAACCUGCAGGUAUAUAUCGAACGUAGGCUGGUCGAUUGCUCAGCCUCUUUGUGCUUAACAAGGCCCACACAACAACGCGAUGAGGUGGCACAAGGAAGGCAACGUCUUCAAGCUGCAAGUGAACGUGGCGCCAUUCGGAUCUACUGGUAUCAAGGUGUUUAUGACACGAGAGGGGGAUCUCAUCAUUCACGCCGGUCACGACGAACAAAUGGAAGACGACGGAUACAUCAGCAGAAGAUUCGAAGGGCGUAUCGCGAUACCUAUGGGAUUGGAUGGAAAUAGCAUUCAUUCAUCUCUUUCACCGGAUGGAAUAUUGUCAAUCUUUGCAAAAGAAACAGCCACCCAUUACGAGAAAAUUAUUCCAGUUUUUCCAGCAAAUCCGCAUCGUCACCUAUCCGACCACCCACGUUGUUCACCUGGCGGUCCCUAACUUGCCUAUCGUCUUCAAAUGUUCCUCCAUAGAUCUUUGUAAUGAUAGAACGCCAUUCCGCUAUUACACACAUUCAAAUUCGUA
This is a messenger RNA of Daphnia carinata, 648 nucleotides long. Its product is annotated as alpha-crystallin B chain-like. Bases 214 to 564 code for a protein of 116 amino acids. Gene Ontology annotation, biological process: response to heat; protein refolding. Gene Ontology annotation, molecular function: protein folding chaperone. The record is from RefSeq and is a predicted model, not a curated record. NCBI's taxonomy places the organism in Eukaryota, Metazoa, Arthropoda, Branchiopoda, Diplostraca, Daphniidae. The transcript is spliced from 3 exons.